GCCCACAAAGCCCAGGCACCAUAUCGCCCAUCAACCAUCUACCAUCCACCGUCGCAUUUGGCACGAGCCCAUCCCCGAAACUACGUAAAUCAACCCACCAUCCCUCCAACCCUCACCGUCUUUACAAACCAACACAAACCAAGUAAACAUGGCACCCAAGGGCAAGGGCGACCAGCCCAAGGCGAAGAAGGUUGUCGUGGACAAGACCUUUGGUAUGAAGAACAAAAAGGGAGGGGCCGCCCAGAAACAGAUUGCGCAGCUCAAAGCCACGCAAGCAUCGGGAGGUACGCCGGAUGAGAAGCGCAAGGCAGCGGAGAAGGCACAGCGCGAGAAGGAAAAGGCGGCGGCCGAGGCGGCGCGCAAAGAAACCGCUGAGCUCUUCAAGCCAGUACAAGUUCAGAAGGUCCCAUUCGGAACCGAUCCCAAGACAGUGUUGUGUCAGUUCUUCAAAAAGGGCAACUGCGAAAAGGGCAAGAAGUGCAAGUUCAGUCACGACCUGGCUAUCGAGCGCAAGACCGAGAAGAAGAGUUUGUAUACCGACAGCAGAGACCAAGAAAAGACAGAAGACGAGGAGCGCAAGAAGAAGGACAACAUGGAUGACUGGGACGAGACCAAGCUGCGACAAGUCGUCCUGAGCAAGCAUGGAAACCCCAAAACCACAACAGACAAAGUGUGCAAGUACUUUAUCCAAGCCAUCGAAGACCAGAAGUACGGUUGGUUCUGGACAUGUCCAAACGGUGGAGACAAGUGCUUCUAUAAGCACUCUCUCCCACCCGGCUUCGUCAUCAAGACCAAAGAGCAGCGCGCAGCUGAGAAGGCUCUUAUGGCCAACUCCCCUCUUAACACUCUCACACUCGAAGACUUCCUUGAGUCGGAACGUCACAAACUCACCGGAAAACUUACGCCCGUCACACCAGAAACGUUUGCCAAAUGGAAGAAGGAGCGUGUUGACAAGAAACAGGCCGAAGAAGAGGCCAAGAGGCUCAAGGAUGCCACUGGUAGGGCUAUGUUUGAAAAGGGUGACUGGGCUCAAGACAGCGAUGAGGAUAGCAGCGAUGGUGAAGCCGACGAUGAAUGGAAUCUGGAAUCCAUGAGGAGAGAGACGGAAGCCGCACGGCAAAAGAAGGAAGAAGAGCGCAUUGCUGCUUCCUUGGAGAACAUGACUGUUUCUUGAAUGCCGCUAAUCCAUUCCGAGUCAGAGACUCGUCGAGGGGUCGAGAAAGGAAGAGGCGACGAGAGCUUGCCGGCUGCCACACAAUGCUGAAAAAGCUUGCAGGGCAGGACGAGUAUCGCUAUGGCAAGAAACCGAUUGGCUGUCCUUGUGCACCUGUCGCCAUAGCUUUGGGAUGAUCCUAAGCCUUGUCACUCCAUGUGAAAUACUGCCUUGAAUGGCGGGUCAUCAGACUCAAUUGGCUUUUGUGUCAUUUGGCACUGGCGUCUCGGUUUGUUGGGGGUUCAGGUAUCAUUGUAUGGGGUUCCGAAUAUAACUACGAUUGCAUGAACACCAUGCUAUGUUGAUUUACAAGAUGCAUCAUUGCAAGGGGAGUUUGCCGCAACGUUAUUUGUAAAGGGAGUAUGGAAUAUCUC
This is a messenger RNA of Bipolaris maydis ATCC 48331, 1587 nucleotides long. RefSeq lists its product as uncharacterized. Gene Ontology annotation, cellular component: cytosol. NCBI's taxonomy places the organism in Eukaryota, Fungi, Ascomycota, Dothideomycetes, Pleosporales, Pleosporaceae. The record is from RefSeq and is a predicted model, not a curated record. Gene Ontology annotation, molecular function: mRNA binding; metal ion binding. Gene Ontology annotation, biological process: cytoplasmic translation.